Messenger RNA from Orbicella faveolata, 4102 nucleotides. RefSeq lists its product as uncharacterized. Gene Ontology annotation, cellular component: cell surface; plasma membrane. The record is from RefSeq and is a predicted model, not a curated record. Gene Ontology annotation, molecular function: signaling receptor activity. Gene Ontology annotation, biological process: regulation of natural killer cell mediated cytotoxicity. NCBI's taxonomy places the organism in Eukaryota, Metazoa, Cnidaria, Anthozoa, Scleractinia, Merulinidae.
AUCGUCUCUGAAAAUUCAUUUGCGUCAAUUUUAACAGGCCUGUUUUGACACUUUUAUAUUUGGCGUCAACGACGGUCUGACGUGAGUAAAAUCAGUUUUAAAACUUCCACUUUGUCGCUGUUUGUUUUUGAAGUGUCAAAUAAUUGCCGACAGAGGAUCAGAAAGAACCUUUCGCAACACAAGUACAACUUCCUGGUUUUCCGCGUAGAAUCAAUGAUUGGAAUAUGGAAAUGAGAAAAGUUCGAAAGUUCAAGGUUUAUAUUAGCAUCGAUCACCGUGUAACAUGUUGCUGAAUCACACUGAAAUAAUAGCAGUGCUUAUCAAAGGAUUUUUUUCCAGGGUUCAUCUGGAUGCUAAAGGCAGACUGUAUCUGUGAAUGGACAACGCCAAGAGUUCUUUAUUUUGCAAACUAGUCAUUUUGCAGGUUUUAGUGACAUUUACGCACGCAUGGAAUUCAGGAGCUGAUCAUUACUGGCCUUUAAAUGAAAUAGCAUAUGGACGAGUGUAUGAUCUUGCUGCACAUCCUACCUACAAAAGGUGGAUAGGGAGUAUUAGAGGAAAUGCUGAGAUCACGUGGUCUAAUCCUCAACUCGCCCUAGACCUCUACGGUCAAGAUUCGUGGCUAGAUCUGGGAUUCAGAUCUAACUCUUGUUACGUGGACGUGAAAUACUGCAACCAGACUGGUAUUUCAAUUACGUUUUGGGUAUCUUUUCGUGAAGCUAGCUCGACACAAGGAUUGAUUGAGUUUGGAAGUGGUGACUGCGGGCUCCUGCUCGUUCGUACAUCUGACCAUGAAAUAAAUGCCACCAUUAGAAGUAUGGAGCUAGAACACACUUGGAGUGUGCAAAGUUUGAAUGCAAGUAUUCGUGAUGGGAUGUGGCAUCACUUUGCGAUAACAUGGAACGCUAGUGGGGAAAUUCAUCUCUUUAUUAAUGGUACAAGGUUAAACAAUGUAAGCAGAGAGGUAAUUUCAAAUGUGUCUUGUGCUGAUACAAACUGCUCCUGUGACUGGUCGAUGAAAGUAGGCACCAUGACCCGCCAGAACUCGACCGUCCAAUCAAAGUCGUCCGUAAAGCUUGCCAGGCUGUUCCUAUGGCACUAUGCACUUAGUAACGAGACAAUUCUUGAAUUAUCGAAAGAAGUUCAAGGAUUAUUUUUCUCAAACAGGGGAUGCUACAGCAGUUGGAUAGCCAGUUUACAAUUCUGCUAUCUCAUCGAGCGUCACUUAGAACGAACUUGGCAUGAAUCCAAAAAGACUUGUGAUGAAAAUCUCGCAAAUCUCGCUAGUAUUGGGAGCCAAGAGGAAUACGACUUCCUAGAACAGGUGCUGCAUAAGAAACAAGUAUCAAGCUGCUUGCAUAUUGGCUUGCAAACGCAUGAUACUGACUCCAUACCGUCUUGGGUAGAUGGAAACUUGAGGAGUUUCUCCAAGCUUAACAUUACUUCUGAGCAAGAAAACAAGACAAACACGUGCGUAUACCGAGGUGUGGAUGGACUGUGGUAUUUGACUAAAUGCAACACGAGAUGCGGUUUCAUCUGCAAGAAAUAUAGAGUUGGCAUGUUUAGAAACGCUGAAUUCCAUUGCCGAGUUAGAAGAUACAAUCACCAACUAGUGGGUCAUCGGUUGACUAUCCGAUGGGUGCAAAAUGAACUGGCUUGUGCAAUUGACUGUUUGAUUUAUGGCAAGGGUUGUGAAUCAUACAACUAUCAACACAACAACCUGGCAUCAAAUGGGCAGAACCUUUGCGAGUUAAACAGCUCAAAUCAGCACAAAAAACCUGCGAGUCUAGUCUCCAAUAUUGGUUUUCAGUAUUGUGAGAGAGUUUCCUAAGAAGUUCUGAAAUAGGAAAAUUAAUUUUCAUACAGGUGACUGACACCACGUUCGUAGCUCUCAGAACUAGCUCAGUCCGAAUUCCAUUGCUCUUGCACUACAACCAUGGACAAUCAGUGUUGGAAAAUGCUCAAACACUUGACUUCAUGUCUGUAAUAACCACAGAAUAGUUUUCAGCACCUCUGUCUCCCCUUCCAGUGUUGGUAAAUGGUCAAAUACAAAAUUUUGUUUGAUAAAAAGUGUUUUGCCAACACGCGGAGGGAAAAAUGGCUCACACUAGAAAAUGAACUUUUCCAACACUUAUGACCAGGGUUUUAGACAAAAAGACUUUUGCUCAAAGCGAGGGAUGAAGGGAUUCAGUUAACGCGUUUACAUCCUUGUUGCCACCCACUGAAUGCAGACCAUGUGAUGAUAUUCAUUUGGGAGGCAACAAUUGUUCUGUUUGAACAUGCUUUCAUGCAAUCAUUUGCGUGUGGCAAAUCACACAAUUAAAUCGUCACGUGGUCUGAAUUGGGUGGCAACAAGGAUGUCAACACGUUAGCCGAGUCCGUCUAUUGGCUCACACAGCGGAGAAGUAAGAGCUUCUAUGCUCGCGAAGGGUAGGUUAUGGGUUACUAAAUGGGAGGGUCUGGUUAUAAAGAAAUAUAUACACGAGGUUGGUGAUCGCAGAGUCAUGGCAAACGGGCGGGACGGAAUGAGGCCUAUAUUAAAUGAGCCAGAGAUAAAUGAUUUCCCGUCAUCAGGUAUUGCUUCUUUGGCAUACCACCUUUGUCAAUGUUGAUGUUGUCGGAAAGUAGGGAAAAUAUUAAUGUUUAGGUAAAAGCUGAACUGUUCUGACAUCGACGCGUCCAAACGUCCUUUUUUUUUGACCGACUCACGUCAAUCUUUCCCGCUUCCCCGCCAGAGAGAAAUCCAACGGUGGAAUAAUAAAUUGGCCAAUUGUAGUCAAACUGUCACCCACCAAACGGUAGCUGAAUAAUCUGCUAUUGCUCGUGUGCUCACCACCAGGGUUUCCAGACUUGCCUUUCAAACCAUCCUGGGAUAUCAUCUAACUCCCCAAAAAAUAAAAUAAAAUAAAAUUAAGGCGUUAUUAUUGAUGCAUUAUUUUGCGUGAAAACUAAUUAGUUUGCUAGUUCGUUCGUUUGUUGGUUGGUCGUUAGUCUGUUUUUAGCCACCUGAUGUCUAUCCUUCCGCAUAGGAUAACAAUUCGAAUAACUUUUUGUUCAACAAGCAAUCGUUGUAAAAGCAAUAAGUAUCUACCGAUACAUCACUAUCAAUUAAGUGGGUCGUGUACGUAGUUUGGUUUAUUAAUAGUUAAGAGCUCAGUAACAAAUGAAUAAUUGUUAAAUAGCCAAUAGAUGUCGAUUCCUCCGAUGAAUGACGUUAUCCACCCUUUGAACAACCGGAGCUGGUUGGAUACCUUGCGUCUUGAUCGAUGUUACAAACCAAGAAGAUCCAAACAUGAUGCGAGAACUUUUACUUACUUUAAUUAUAACACUGCAUCACAGUUCUAAUUUUCCACAAUUUAAAGGAACUGAACAGUGAUAUUUUGGAUAACUUUUAAAACACUAUCAAGUAAGUGAAAGGACGAACCACGCCCUUUUCUACCCAAUUAUUAUAAUUAUUUUACUCAAACGUACUAUAACAAAAUUCUCAGAUCUGACUGGUUAUAAGCAGGCCCGAAUCGGGCGCUAAUUGGCCAGUGCGCGUCAUUUGCACGCGCCACUAUGGAACAGUUGCACUUGAAAGAGUUUUUUUCUGGUGAAUCUCGAAGACAACUCUAGUCAUCAACUGCUUAAGCUAUGGUUAUAUAUUUCUUUCCGCAAAUUUUGUUAUAGUAAUGACUCGUGAUUAACAAAUCAGACUACCGCUUCGGAGUUGUUUGAUAUUGUGAACCAUUGUUACGAUUACAGAACGAAUUGGACUCUACUUGGUCCUUUCACCAUUAGUAGCGAAUUAAAUCAUUAAAUUAAUUUCUUAAUGAGACAAAAACAAUGUUUUCUGACUUCUUUUAAGCUAAUAUAACCUUACAGGUACAGGUUCCAGAUAGUUUGUUUCAGAAUACGUCCAGUCGAAACGAGUUUUAUGAUAAAAUAAAAUCCAGUAUAAUCCCUACAUCAACAGUGUCCUAUAUAAAUAACAUUCACUAAAUCUUGAAACGACUUUAAUUUACCCAUGUAGGUGUCAUAAAAGCUAAACUAUUAAUUAUCACAGUAAUACUAAGUACUAUCUCGUCCAGUGCCAAUCAAUAAAGUUUGUUUCAUUUUGGCA